Messenger RNA from Cottoperca gobio, 826 nucleotides. It is a transcript of the gene cript, whose product is annotated as cysteine-rich PDZ-binding protein. The record is from RefSeq and is a predicted model, not a curated record. The coding region runs from base 127 to 432 and encodes 101 amino acids. Gene Ontology annotation, molecular function: microtubule binding; PDZ domain binding. Gene Ontology annotation, cellular component: dendrite. Gene Ontology annotation, biological process: cytoplasmic microtubule organization. Lineage: Eukaryota; Metazoa; Chordata; Actinopteri; Perciformes; Bovichtidae. The transcript has 5 exons.
GAAAAGCGAAGAAUCGACCGGAAGUUUACAAACAUUAACCGAGCAAUCCAAGAUUAGCUAACAAUUUUAUGUUGUUUUGACCAACCAUUGACGACAAACAUUAGUUAAAACAAACAUAGAGGAAAAAUGGUGUGUGAAAAGUGUGAGAAGAAGCUCGGUAAAGUUAUCACACCUGACACCUGGAAGGAUGGGGCACGGAAUACAACAGAGGGUGGUGGGCGUAAGCUGAAUGAAAACAAGAUCCUGACUUUGAAGAAAGCUAGGUUUGACCCAUACAGCAAGACAGGCUUUGCCACCUGCAGGAUCUGCAGAAGCUCAGUUCAUCAGUCUGGAUCACACUACUGUCAGGGCUGUGCGUACAAGAAAGGAAUCUGUGCAAUGUGUGGAAAGAAAGUUUUGGACACCAAGAACUACAAACAGACAUCCGUGUGACAGCGUGCCGAUCCGAGAAAAGUUCCUACGAGUGAAUAACAGAUGUGAGGAUGAGACUGAUGUGUAUGUUUGUCAACGUGUCACAUUUUCAGUAUGUUUCCACAGUGUCCUGCUCACCAUACAACUAUAACUCUUUUGUGUUAUUUUUACCACUUCUUGUGAAGGAGAGAGAUUUGGAGCUGGCUUUAACCCUCUUAUUACAGAAUAUCAUAUAAUGCCACUGGAACUAUUACAGUGGCCGUACACAGGGAAGCACCGUUGUAUCCAAAUACACCACCGGUCAUCACCUGUUUCUGAAGUCGAGGCUUCUAGAUUUAAUUUUGUAUAUUUUAAACGCUUCGAUUCUUUGCUUUAAAAAAAAAAAAAAAAAAAAAAAAAAAAGUUGAUAUCUGUA